Molecule: messenger RNA, 1971 nt
Organism: Wasmannia auropunctata (little fire ant)
Lineage: Eukaryota; Metazoa; Arthropoda; Insecta; Hymenoptera; Formicidae
Product: motile sperm domain-containing protein 2-like
Exons: 9
Coding region: 141-1628 (495 amino acids)
Source: RefSeq, a predicted model, not a curated record
AGCGACCAGCGACAGCGACAGCGCGGCACGACAGGCCCAGGCGUGUGUGCGAAUAAACAAUUAUCAUUUGGUUAUCGUACGGUAGGUUCUCGACGCCGGUCAAAGUGUCAUCCUCCCGGCCGUUAGCCUGACAAAGAAAGAUGGAAACGCAAGCGAGGAUGAUCGCGGAGCUUCGCGAGAGGUUCUUCAAAAAGUUGGACGACGAGGGACCACCCGACUCCAGAGGUUUCCAUCCUGCUGAUAUAGCUAGGAUAAAGAACAGUGAUAAUUGGCUGAAACGAUUUUUGGACCAUAAUGAGAAUAACGAACAAGAAGCGUUCAACAUGCUGUGGGAAUCUUGUACUUGGAGAAGAAAGUUUGGAACAAAUGAUAUUACCGAAGAUAAUUUGAGGAGAGAUUAUUUAGAAGAAGGCGUAGUCUUUGGUUUUAGUAAAGACAAGGAUGGCAAAAAGCUUUUUAUAAUUAAGUCAAAGUUGCAUGUCAAAGGAGUAAAAGAUUUUUCGGAGCUUCAGAGAUGUAUAGUUUAUUGGUUUGAGAGAUUAGAAAGAGAAGGAAAUGGAAAUCAGAUAUCACUUUUCUUUGACAUGGCAGAAGCUGGACUUUCCAAUAUGGAUAUGGAGCUUACGAAAUAUCUCAUUGGUUUAUUCAAAUCUUAUUACCCAAAUUUUCUAAAUUACAUCAUAAUUUUCGAGAUGGCCUGGGUUUUAAAUGCAGCUUUUAAAAUAAUAAAAUCAUGGUUACCUGCUAAAGCUGUCCCGAAAAUUAAGUUUGUUAACAAAACUACAAUCAAAGAUUACGUCAAUCUAGACGAUGCGUUGAAAUGUUGGGGUGGUAACAACGAUUACAUCUUUAAAUUCGUCUCAGAAGUGCAGACAAAUGGAGAUGGUGUAUCGAAUGGCAAACUGGAUAAUAAAAAGGUGCAUUUUGUAGAUAAUUCACCACUUACGGAACAAAGUCCGACUAGUAUUGGAGAUCAAAUUAAUGAGGAUCAAUUUAUGUUAGCCAUAGAACCGACAGAAGUAAUUACGUUUAAUAAAGAUGGAAAUGAUAUCACUGGGACAAUUACACUUAAGAAUAUUACAACCGAUAAGCCUUUGUCUUACAAGAUAAAAACAACAUCGCCGGAGAAAUUUAGAGUACGACCGAGUUCAGGAGUUCUGCAACCAUCCGAACAGAGAAAUGUCACGGUUGUACUGCAACCUGGCUAUAAUGUGCGCGGUCUAUUGUACAACGAUCGAUUUCUAGUCAUGUGCCUCCCAUUAAAAAAUACAAAUGCUACAACGCAAGAACUGAGUGUACUGUGGAAGUCUGAAAAGGCAACAGAAAUGCAUAGACUGCGAUGUUGCGACGGUACUAUUGAAAAUAGCGAGAUGCAAAAAUCUCACUCUAUGCUAACUUCUUCAUCGGCAGGAAAUGAUCGUAUUGAUGCAUUUUCUUCUAAGAUAAACCAUUUAGAAAACCAUAACAACAAUAUAUACAGUGAGAUCAUUAAAGUAAAAUAUAUGCUUGUAAUUUCUAUAAUAUUGACGAUUUUAAUGGCAGUAUUCGUGGGCUAUGUUUUGCAAGUAAAAGUUAAAAAUAUGAUGGAUCAGUCCUGCCAGUCCUACGAGUCUUUUCAUAAGACUUAAGACAUGUUUUAAAAUAUGUGUUUGUACUAACAAAAUUUUGAUAUAUAUUAGAAAAAUAUUUAAAUAAUCUUUAAACUGAAUCUGCAAUUAUGUGAAGAAGAAUUUAUCUUCUACUACACAAUAUUUAACAUGUUAAAAAGUUUUUAUACGUUUUCUGUUCUUCCAACAAAAAAAAGAUUGAUAAAUGUUUAUUUGUGUAUCUCUUCAAAUUAAUUUUAAGUUUAUAUCUUGUUAUGUAAUUUUUUAUACAUAUAUAUACGUAUAUGUAAUUGUCAUCUAAUAAGUUACCACAUGGUGUUUUGUAAUACAAGGUAUGAAGAAAGUACAGUAUAUUGUAAAACUA